Messenger RNA from Aureobasidium melanogenum CBS 110374, 756 nucleotides. RefSeq lists its product as uncharacterized. The transcript has a single exon. The coding region runs from base 1 to 756 and encodes 251 amino acids. Lineage: Eukaryota; Fungi; Ascomycota; Dothideomycetes; Dothideales; Saccotheciaceae. The record is from RefSeq and is a predicted model, not a curated record.
AUGCAGAAAGGGAGGAAGAUCUCAGUCGUGAAUGCUUACGUAGCAGAAAGGGAUAUGGAUUCGCCAGCGCCGAACCAGCCUCUGUUCAGACUUCGGCGACAGUCUCCCAAGUCACCAGAGCCGUGCCAGCCUCUGUUCAGACACCAGCACCGGCCUCUCAAGCUUCCAGCGCCGAGUCUAUCUUUGCUUAGACUUCAGCGCAAGUUUUCCAAGUCGGCAUGGCGGGUCUAUCCCUGCCCAGACCAGGCUUUUACAAUUGCUACGACGGCGCCGAGUCAGUCUUCUACAAUUGCUGCAACGUCGCCGCAGCAGUCUCCUACAGUUGCUCUGACAGCUAGUCCAGCUUCAUUUGUCAACCCUUCAGCUUUGCAGUUUCUCAACCUUCCUCCUGCUACUGCCGAGUCUGUUGCGCCAUGCUCUAGUUUGUAUACUUAUCCAUCUCCACCAAAACCAAUGCACACAUACGAUUCCCCAUGCUUCCAAUCUGCUACCGAGUAUUAUCUGGCUUGCUGUUACCCAAGCUGCACACCUACAAUCGAGCUUCAACUCUUACAUGACACUUCUGGGUCUAUCCUUGAUGAAGCUCAAGCUGCCGUGCAACAAGUAGACGAACUUCCAGGCUCGGCGUCUGGUAGUUGCUCACCAACCUGCUUGAUCGCACAAGAUCAGAAUCUCGUUAUGAAACCAUACAAAACAUCUGCUUUGGAUACUUUCUCUUCCAAGUACGAGUUGAAGUCAGACUACGCUAAAGGAUGA